Molecule: messenger RNA, 757 nt
Organism: Coniophora puteana RWD-64-598 SS2
Lineage: Eukaryota; Fungi; Basidiomycota; Agaricomycetes; Boletales; Coniophoraceae
Exons: 11
Coding region: 362-757 (131 amino acids)
Source: RefSeq, a predicted model, not a curated record
ACUAUUCUUUCUCUCUUCAAGAAACUUCAAGACCUCGAUUCUGUUCCUAUUCUGUCGUCGUAUUCUUCGUCUCGUCCUAGAAACCUCAAACCCCUCAAAAACGUCUCUCGUCUCUCGUCUCAUUUUCGUGCAUUGGAUCUUCUCUCGUCCCUCUCGUCUUGUACUCGCCUUCAGAUAAGAAAAACCUCAACGCUCAACGACUCUUUCGCUCCUCACGUCCUCUCUCCGGUCACUACCACGAACGUCUCGGCUCUAUCUCACGUUUAGUGCUCGCCGUGCCUAGCUCUCAUCCUGCUCGUCUCCUAUCUCGUCUUUUCACUUUUGUCCCAGCGCCUCAUUGUCAACCCAACGUCUCUGCAUCAUGUCUGAUCCCGACCGUCGUGACGCUUCCCGUGGCAGGCUAUCAAGGCUCCUUAACAUUCCCAGUUCCAUCCACAGCCGUUCCAGCAGCCAACAGCCCGUCCCCACCGGCACUACUUCGGCUGUCAAUACCCCUGACAAUACCCCUACCCGUGCACCUUCCCCUGCCGUCAUUGGCACCAAUGCCCCAGGUACUACCCCUGGGCUUCAAGGUUCUGUUGCUAGUGCUAGCCACCAAGCACAGUCCUACAUCAUAGACCACAUCACCGCUUCUGCUCUACCCAAGGGCAAGUUCAUUGUCGAGAUCACUUUCAUUGGUGAUGUCUCCAAGAGGACUAAGUCUAAGGAGUCCAAGGGUGGUGAAUCAAGGUGGAACAUUGAGCCAUACUCAUUGUAA